Messenger RNA from Sinocyclocheilus anshuiensis, 1515 nucleotides. RefSeq names its product low-density lipoprotein receptor-related protein 2-like. Gene Ontology annotation, molecular function: hormone binding; calcium ion binding; protein binding. The record is from RefSeq and is a predicted model, not a curated record. Gene Ontology annotation, cellular component: plasma membrane; signaling receptor complex; apical plasma membrane. Gene Ontology annotation, biological process: receptor-mediated endocytosis. NCBI's taxonomy places the organism in Eukaryota, Metazoa, Chordata, Actinopteri, Cypriniformes, Cyprinidae. The annotation marks the transcript as partial. The transcript is spliced from 9 exons.
AUGAAACAUUCGAUUGGCACAUGCCACCCUGGUCAGUUCCAGUGUCCGGACCACCGCUGCAUUGACCCCAAUUACGUGUGUGAUGGAGACAGAGAUUGUGCAGAUGGAGCGGAUGAACAGGGCUGUGUGUACAACUGCACAGCGUAUGAGUUUAAGUGUGCAAACGGCCAUCAGUGUGUCAAUUCCUACUACCGAUGUGACGGGGUGUUUGACUGUAACGAUCGCUCGGAUGAAUCUGGCUGUCCCACGAGGCAGCCUGGCAUGUGUCACCACGAGAGUGAGUUUCAGUGCCAGUCAGACGGCAGUUGUGUUCCCUCAAACUGGGAAUGUGAUGGGCACCCAGACUGUGAAGAUGGCUCAGACGAACACCACGCGUGCCCACCGCGCACGUGCCCCACCUUGCAGUUCCACUGUGAUAAUGGAAACUGUGUUUUCCGUGGCUGGAUAUGUGACGGUGAUAACGACUGUCGGGAUGGCAGCGAUGAGCGAGACUGUCCCACGCCGCCGUUCCGCUGUCCCAGCUGGCAGUGGCAUUGCCCUGGACACAGUGUGUGUGUUAACCUCAGCAGGGUGUGCGACCGCACGGCUGACUGUCCCAACGGCGCCGAUGAAUCCCCUCUCUGCAAUGAGCCUUUACCAGAUCAGGAGAGCUGCUCGGAUAACAAUGCGGGCUGCACCCACGGCUGCAUCCAAGGCCCGUUUGGAGCCCAGUGCACGUGUCCUAUGGGCUUCCAGCUGAGUAACGACUCGAAGACGUGCGAGGAUAUCGAUGAGUGCCAUCCUCCGGGCAUCUGCAGUCAGCACUGCUUCAACGAGAGAGGCUCCUUCCGCUGUCAUUGUCAGGACAGAUACACUCUAGAGGCAGACGGACGCACCUGCAAGGCCUCAGGAUCUCGAGAGGCCUUGCUCUUAGUGGCCAGUUGGAAUCAGAUUGUAUCAGACGACAUCCUCGCACAGCCAAACGUUAUUCGGUCUCUAGUGCGUGAUGGCCGUAAUAUUGUGGCAGUGGAUUUUGACUCCGUUACGGAUCGUAUUUACUGGUCUGACACCACCCAGGACAGAAUAUGGAGCGCUCACAAAAAUGGGACUGACCGCACCGUGAUCUUUGACAGUGGAGUGACCGUUACCGAGAGUCUCGCCGUCGACUGGGUUGGCAGAAACCUAUACUGGACGGACUAUAUUUUGGAGACCAUAGAGGUGUCCAAACUGGACGGGUCUCACAGAACGGUGCUGAUUAGUGAAAACGUGACCAAUCCAAGAGGUCUGGUAGUGGACCCUAGAAACAACACACACCUGAUGUUUUGGACAGACUGGGGCAGAAGUCCUCGUAUCGAGAGAGCCAGCAUGGAUGGGAAAUUAAGGACCACGAUCAUCAGCAACAAACUUUAUUGGCCCAAUGGCUUAACUAUUGACUACCCCAACAACCUGCUUUACUUUGCAGACGCUUACUUAGACUUUAUCGACUACUGUGAUUACGAUGGGAAGAACCGAAAACAAGUGUUGGCCAGUGAUUUG